Capra hircus (goat) is the source of this 846-nucleotide messenger RNA. Its product is annotated as putative ATP-dependent RNA helicase TDRD12. The transcript is spliced from 7 exons. NCBI's taxonomy places the organism in Eukaryota, Metazoa, Chordata, Mammalia, Artiodactyla, Bovidae. The record is from RefSeq and is a predicted model, not a curated record. The annotation marks the transcript as partial. Gene Ontology annotation, biological process: transposable element silencing; germ-line stem cell division.
GAUGAAGUGGAAGUGUUACUCUCUGAAGCUAACGAGCAAAUGUUUGCUAUAUUAGAUAACUUUAAAAAAAACAUGGAAGUUGAAGAAAGGGAAUCUGCCCCACAUCAGAUUGUUGCAGUUGGAGUUCAUUGGAACAGACAUAUAGAGCAUUUAAUCAAAGAGUUCAUGAACGACCCCUACAUUGUGAUCACGGCCAUGGAAGAGGCUGCCCUCUAUGGCUGCGUCCAGCAGGUAGUACAUCUUUGCUUGGAAUGUGAAAAAACUUCUACUUUACUCCAGACUCUUGAUUUCAUCCCAAGUCAGGCACAGAAGACCUUGAUCUUCACCUGUUCUGCAGCUGAGACAGAAACCGUGGUACAUACCCCUGCAGAGGUGGUAGAAAGCAAUUCCAUAUUUUGCUUGAAAAUGCAUAAAGAAAUGAUUUUUAAUUUAAAAAGUGUUUCACAACAGUGGAAAAAGAAGUUAAGUUCUGGUUCUCACAUUGUAUUAGCCCUAACAGACGACUGCAUCCCACUCUUGGCCAUCACCGAUGCCACGUGUGUUAUUCACUUCAGCUUUCCUUCCUCACCAAAAGUUUUCGGUGGACGCCUGCAUUGCAUGUCUGAUCAUUUUCAGAGCUUAACUGAACAGGGUUCUGCAGAACAGGGAGAUAAAAAGACCAAAUCUGUCUUGCUGCUAUCGGAGAGAAAUGCCUGCCACGCAGUUGGUGUCCUGCGCUACUUGGAGCGAGCAGAUGCCAAGAUCCCUUCAGAGCUGUACGAGUUUACUGCGGGGUUCUGGAAGCCAAAGAAGAUAGAAAAGCCAGAAGGCCUCUUUGUCCAUAUCUUAAGGCUUUGGUUUUUGCAA